CCCUUUUCUCUUUGCUCUUACUGAUACUGAUUCUCAGAGCAAAAUAUGCUGUGAAUUCCAUCAAGAAGAAAGUCAAUGACAAGAACCCACAUGUGGCCUUGUAUGCCCUGGAGGUCAUGGAGUCUGUGGUGAAGAACUGUGGUCAGACUGUCCAUGACGAGGUGGCCAACAAACAGACCAUGGAGGAGCUGAAGGAUCUGCUGAAGAGACAAGUGGAAGUAAACGUCCGGAACAAAAUCCUAUAUUUGAUCCAGGCCUGGGCGCACGCCUUCCGGAACGAGCCCAAGUACAAGGUGGUCCAGGAUACCUACCAGAUCAUGAAGGUGGAGGGACAUGUCUUCCCAGAAUUCAAGGAAAGCGAUGCCAUGUUUGCUGCUGAGAGGGCCCCGGACUGGGUGGACGCUGAGGAAUGCCACCGGUGCAGAGUGCAGUUUGGGGUGGUCACCCGCAAGCACCACUGCCGGGCAUGCGGGCAGAUCUUCUGUGGGAAGUGCUCCUCCCGGUACUCCACCAUCCCCAAGUUCGGCAUUGAGAAGGAGGUGCGUGUGUGUGAGCCCUGCUACGAGCUGCUGAACAAGAAAGCAGAAGGGAAGGCCGCCUCCACCAGUGAGCUGCCCCCGGAGUACCUGACCAGCCCCCUGUCUCAGCAGUCCCAGCUGCCUCCCAAGAGGGAUGAGACGGCUCUACAAGAGGAAGAAGAGCUGCAGCUGGCCCUGGCCCUGUCACAGUCCGAGGCCGAGGAGAAGGAGAGGCUGAGACAGAAGUCAACAUACACUGUGUACCCCAAGGCAGACCCCACGCCCACGGCCUCGUCAGCUCCACCUGCUAACAGCCUAUAUUCAUCCCCUGUGAACUCAUCUGCACCUCUGCCUGAGGACAUCGACCCUGAGCUUGCAAGGUACCUCAACCGCAACUACUGGGAGAAGAAGCAGGAGGAGGCCCGGAAGAGCCCCACACCAUCUGCACCUGUUCCCCUGGCGGAGCCAGCCACUCAGCCUACGGAGGGGCACACAACCCCUGCCAGCCUGGUAGAGACGCCCCUCCUGGAGGCUGACUGUCAGCCCGGGGCUCCCCCUGGGGGUCCCUUCAGUGAGCAGCAGUACCAGAACGGGGAGCCGGAGGAGAGUCACGAACAGUUCCUCAAGGCACUGCAGAACGCCGUCACCACCUUCGUUAACCGCAUGAAGAGCAACCACAUGCGAGGCCGUAGCAUCACCAACGACUCAGCCGUGCUCUCACUCUUCCAGUCCAUCAACAGCAUGCACCCACAGCUGCUGGAGCUGCUCAACCAGCUGGACGAGCGCAGGCUGCACUAUGAGGGUCUGCAGGACAAGUUGGCACAGAUCCGUGAUGCCCGGGGGGCCCUGAGCGCCCUUCGCGAAGAGCACCGGGAGAAGCUCCGCCGGGCAGCUGAGGAGGCUGAGCGCCAGCGCCAGAUCCAACUGGCCCAGAAGCUUGAGAUCAUGCGGCAGAAGAAGCAGGAAUACCUGGAGGUGCAGAGGCAGCUGGCUAUCCAGCGCCUGCAGGAGCAGGAGAAGGAGCGGCAGCUGCGGCUGGAGCAGCAGAAGCAGACCGUGCAGAUGCGCGCCCAGAUGCCCGCCUUCCCCCUGCCCUACGCCCAGCUCCAGGCCGUGCCCACAGCCGGGGGUGUGCUCUAUCAGCCCUCGGGCCCAGCCAGUUUCCCCAGCACCUUCAGCCCUGCAGGCUCAGUGGAGGGCUCCCCCAUGCACAGUGUGUACAUGACCCAGCCGGCCCCUGCCACUGGUGCAUACCCCAGCAUGCCUGGCACCACAGCAGAUCCCAGCAUGGUGAGCGCCUACAUGUACCAAGCAGGGGCUGCUGGGGCACAGGCAGCCUCCCAGGCCCAGGCCGGGCCCACCGCCAGCCCUGCUUACUCAUCCUAUCAGCCCACUCCCACACCGGGCUACCAGAACGUGGCUUCCCAAGCCCCACAGAGCCUCCCAGCAAUCUCUCAGCCCCCACAGUCCGGCACCAUGAGCUACCUGGGCAGCCAGUCAGUCUCCAUGGGCUAUCAGCCCUACAACAUGCAGAAUCUCAUGACCACCCUCCCAAGCCAGGACACAGCCUUGCCGCCCCCACAGCCCUAUGUCCCAGGGCAGCAGCCCGUGUAUCAACAGAUGGCCGCCCCUGGCGGUGCCCCACAGCAGCAGGGCCCCGUCGCCCAGCAGCCGUCUGCGCAGGGGCCCGUGGCACCGGGCAGCGAGGCCCAGCUCAUCUCAUUCGACUGAGCCGGACGGGGAACUCACGUCCAAAGUAACACUAGGUCCACCCAAACCGCUUCUGUCUCUAACUGGGUGUCGUGUCCGCCUCCCUCCUCCCCCCAAUAGCCUCCUUUCUCCGCAGCGCCGAGCCGCCUCUCUUCCUGUCCCCAGCCUGCUGCCCUGCCAGAACGUCUCUUAAUUUUUUUCCCCAGAGCUGGGCCUCGGGGAGGGAGGGUGGGAGGAGAGGACCAUCCCCGAAGGCGCACCCCCAGCCCGUGCCUCGGGUCUGUACGAGUGGUUAGAGCGGGACCCUAGACCUUCUGCCGGCUGCUAUGCGGUGUCCAGCAGCGGCCUCCGCCCCUCCCGGCCCCUUCACAGCACGGAGGAGGCGAGGCUCCGCGUCUCCAGCUUCUCUGCUUCUCAGCUGCCAUCUCCAGUGCCCCAGAACCGAACAGUGAUAAUAAAAAGUAUUUAAAGAAG
This is a messenger RNA of Otolemur garnettii (small-eared galago), 2702 nucleotides long. RefSeq names its product hepatocyte growth factor-regulated tyrosine kinase substrate (gene HGS). Gene Ontology annotation, molecular function: metal ion binding; ubiquitin binding; phosphatidylinositol binding. The coding region runs from base 117 to 2249 and encodes 710 amino acids. The transcript is spliced from 20 exons. Lineage: Eukaryota; Metazoa; Chordata; Mammalia; Primates; Galagidae. The record is from RefSeq and is a predicted model, not a curated record.